Momordica charantia (bitter melon) is the source of this 3067-nucleotide messenger RNA. RefSeq names its product mitogen-activated protein kinase 16 (gene MPK16). Gene Ontology annotation, biological process: protein phosphorylation. The record is from RefSeq and is a predicted model, not a curated record. NCBI's taxonomy places the organism in Eukaryota, Viridiplantae, Streptophyta, Magnoliopsida, Cucurbitales, Cucurbitaceae. Gene Ontology annotation, molecular function: MAP kinase activity; ATP binding.
ACUCCACUCUCUCUCUUCUUUCUGUGAGUCUGCGCCAUUUCAUUUGCCUCGCCUCCGCUUUCAGCUUUCUGCGAUAUUUCCCUUUUUCUCUGCCGAUCUUUCUUCCUCCUCCGAGAUCCGCUCGCGUUUCUUCUCAAAAUCCUUGUUCCUUUGUUCUUCAGAUUAUGUUCCCUCCUAAUCUUUCAAAACAGUGACCAAUCUGUGCUCAAAUAAGCUCAAUCUCUCUCUUGCCCAUCUUCCAAUUUUCGUUGUUCUAAGUUUUUUGUUUUGUUUUUUGUCCUCCUUCCGGUUCUCUCGAGAUCGUCGCUAUAUGGGGUUCUCCAAUCUUUAGUUGUUUCCGCCAAAUUUUUAAAAACUUUCAGUAUCAUCGAAGAAUUCGGACUCGUGCUGUGAUCUGUGCAGUAUUGUUCUCCAGCCAUUUUUUUUGGAGACGUCGCCGAGUUUUGUUGCUGGCGAUGGUUGUGUUGUUCCUCACCAUUUUCCCAUUUCAAUUCAGUUCCGGCCGUUGAUGAAGUAUUUUGUCUCUUUUUUAUCUUAUAAAGUAAAAUUUUAGCCAUCGCUCAGUUGAGUUUGCCUUUUUGGGACUGCACCUUUUGCUUUAUCUCUCAGUUUUUAGCUUGAGAUUAGGUUUUCUUCUUUAUGUUUCGAAAGCAAUAGCUUGAUGAUCUCGAGAGCUUACUGAUUAGUGAAGUUAAUUUGGAUUACUUGCGUCGUGUACACUCGAUUCCAAUUGACAUUUGCUGGCUUCUGUGCUGCGGAUCUCUGAUUGAGUUCGAGUUUGAAGCUAAGGCGUUAGAUGCCCUAAUUGCUAUAUCCAUCUGGGAACUUGGAAAGCCUUGUUGCUAAUAUGCAGGCCGAUCAGAGAAGAAAGUCAUCUAUAGAUGUGGAUUUCUUCACAGAAUAUGGUGAAGGGAGCAGGUAUAGAAUAGAGGAGGUAAUUGGUAAAGGAAGUUACGGUGUUGUUUGCUCUGCAUAUGAUUCUCAUACUGGGGAGAAAGUUGCAAUAAAGAAAAUCAAUGAUAUCUUUGAGCAUGUCUCUGAUGCAACUCGCAUUCUUCGUGAGAUAAAGCUUUUAAGACUAUUGAGACAUCCGGACAUUGUGGAGAUAAAGCACAUCUUACUACCUCCAUCUAGAAGGGAAUUCAAGGACAUAUAUGUCGUGUUUGAGCUCAUGGAAUCUGAUCUUCACCAAGUUAUCAAAGCAAAUGACGAUUUGACUCCAGAACAUUAUCAGUUCUUUCUUUACCAGCUUCUUCGAGGCAUGAAAUAUAUACACACAGCAAAUGUCUUCCACCGGGACCUAAAACCCAAAAAUAUCUUAGCAAAUGCUGAUUGCAAACUCAAGAUCUGUGACUUUGGUCUAGCAAGAGUUGCUUUUAACGAUACUCCUACUGCUAUUUUCUGGACUGACUAUGUAGCAACGAGGUGGUACAGAGCUCCUGAACUGUGUGGUUCAUUUUUCUCAAAGUAUACACCGGCAAUAGAUAUAUGGAGCAUUGGUUGCAUCUUUGCGGAGCUUUUAACUGGAAAACCGCUUUUCCCUGGAAAAAAUGUUGUUCACCAAUUAGAUUUGAUGACAGAUUUUCUGGGAACUCCAAAUGCAGAAGCCAUUGCCAGGGUACGAAAUGAGAAAGCCCGUCGAUACCUAAGCAGCAUGAGAAAGAAGAAGCCCGUUCCGUUCUCCCAUAAGUUUCCUCAUGCAGAUCCACUUGCACUUCGCUUAUUAGAAAGAAUGUUGGCUUUUGAGCCAAAGGAUCGACCUACAGCGGAGGAGGCCCUUGCAGAUCCAUAUUUUAAAGGCUUAGCUAAGGUUGAGAGAGAACCAUCUGCUCAACCUGUUACUAAGAUGGAAUUUGAAUUUGAAAGACGAAGGAUAACCAAAGAAGAUGUUAGGGAGCUUAUUUACAGGGAGAUUCUCGAGUACCAUCCGAAGAUGUUAAAGGAAUACUUAGAUGGCUCAGAACCUACUGGUUUCAUGUAUCCAAGUGCAGUUGACCAUUUUAAGAAGCAAUUUGCCUACCUUGAGGAGCACUAUGGAAAUGGCGCAACUGUUGCUCCUCCUGAAAGACAGCAUGCAUCCUUGCCUAGGCCAUGUGUUUUAUAUUCAGACAACAUGGUGCAGAACCCGGCACAAGUCGCGAAUGACCUAUCCAAAUGUUCCAUCAAAGAAGUCGAGAGGCCACAAGUGGAUAGGAGUUGCAAUAUUCCUUUGACUAGAGUUCCUAUUCAAGUUCCUCAAUCUAUCCAAGCAGGCAAUGCUGCAAGGCCCGGUAAAGUCGUUGGCUCUGUGUUGCGAUAUAACAACUGUGGAACAGCGGCAGCAGUAGCACCAGAAGUUAUUGAACAGCGGAGAAUGACCCGAAACCCUUCUGUUCCACCACAGUACGCCACUAAUAACUGUUCAUAUCCACGAAGAAACUCAUCCUGUAAAAACGAAAGGGCUGAAGAUGAAGCCAUUGAAGGUCCAAAUGGGUUGCAGCCAAAACCUCAGUACAUAGCUAGAAAAGUUGCUGCUGCUCAAGGUGGACCAGGAAAUAACUGGUACUAAAUCUACCGGCAGUAUUCGUUUGGGGUCUACGGUUGUUUCAGUGAAGGCGUAACCAAACCUCAAUGCAAGCUUUGUUCCGAAUCUUAUCGAGGACCAUCUCCACGAGUCUGAGCGAAACCAACAGCACUAUUACACGAGACGAUGGAGAUUCAGACAUAUGAUUCACUUGAAAGGGAAAGCAAACUACGUUGCUGACAAAUUUGGGUUGCUAUCUUUGCAUUCUUUAUGCGAUAACGACCUGUUAAUGUUAAUCGUUGCGGCUGAAGCAUUGUGACUGGUUGCAGCUUUACCUGGUACUUCAAAUUAGGACCAUAAUGCUGAUUAUGCUUUCUUUAUACUGUUUUUAUGUUAAGCAGAGAUAAGUUAUAAAAGUUUACUAAUCCAAUCCACUAGAUUGCUGUCUGAUGAUAUUUGGAACCUGAAAAUCAACCUUAAUCAGAAGUUGAUUCUGUUAUGUAUGAAAAAUGUAAUCCCGUAACUUUAUUUAUAUUAUUCACAUCAACUGUCUUCAUAUCUGCC